Molecule: messenger RNA, 594 nt
Organism: Mycosarcoma maydis (corn smut)
Lineage: Eukaryota; Fungi; Basidiomycota; Ustilaginomycetes; Ustilaginales
Exons: 1
Coding region: 1-594 (197 amino acids)
Biological process (GO): mRNA splicing, via spliceosome
Cellular component (GO): nucleoplasm; ASAP complex; cytoplasm
Molecular function (GO): RNA binding
Source: RefSeq, a predicted model, not a curated record
AUGGAUCGAACAGCUGAUUCAACACGUCACGGCGAACCAGAUGAGUCGGGCUUCGACGAUCGAUACCACAGACACUCGGCCUCUUCCGAUGCCAGCUUGCGCCCACAAAACUCGGCUUCGCGUUUAGACCUACAUUCUUCCUCUGCGCAUGUGCGUGACUCGUCUCGCUCGCACUCGCCGUGCCAAGCUGUCGACGAUCGCAUGUCCUCGACCAAGCUUACCAACAAGACAGCACUGCGUAUCGACCACCUAACUCACAACGUCUGCGAAUCACAUUUGCGCCACAUCUUUGGCUGGUACGGCCGUGUGCAACGUGUUCAUCUCAUUCCCAGCACAGCGCAAGCCAAGGAACGCAACGGAUCCGCUUAUGUUAUCAUGUCCUCAGUUGAAGAGGCUGCAAAAGCGGCACUUUACAUGAGCGGUGGCCAGAUCGAUGGUGCCACUCUCACAAUCAAGACGUGCCAAACGCCAACCGACCUUGCGCCACAACCCUCAGAGCGUCGGAGCAGAGAAAGCCCAGCUUAUGCAUCCUCGAGCAGAGAUCGAUACAUUUACGAUAAAGACCGUCGGCAUGGCCGCCAACACACACGAUGA